AUGGCGGAAACCCAUGAGGUGUUGCGCAUGUAUCGAUGUCUUCUCAAGUUGGCGCAGCGCUACCCAAGCGUCAAACGCGAAUCAAUUAUUCGUGAUAUUAAGAUGGAAUUUCAUGCAAAUAAGAAUCUGACGGAUAUGCAGAAGAUACGUGAAGAGCUUGCAUCGGUACAGGCAGGUAUCAAGGAGUUGUCGAUGUAUGCGAGCUUACAUCCGUCAAUACCCAAUUGGAGCGUUGAAGUAGGGCGCGAUACAAUUCAGCUGCCACUUAAUACAAACGGUGGUGUCAAUGCUAAGAUUUUCGGUGAUAGCAAGAAGAGUAAAAUGCAGUAA
Molecule: messenger RNA, 330 nt
Organism: Peronospora belbahrii
Lineage: Eukaryota; Oomycota; Peronosporomycetes; Peronosporales; Peronosporaceae
Source: the annotation of a GenBank genome assembly